Teleopsis dalmanni is the source of this 729-nucleotide messenger RNA. Its product is annotated as retinol dehydrogenase 13-like. The transcript is spliced from 2 exons. The annotation marks the transcript as partial. Lineage: Eukaryota; Metazoa; Arthropoda; Insecta; Diptera; Diopsidae. The record is from RefSeq and is a predicted model, not a curated record.
UCCUUUUUUGUUUUUUUUUGUUUUUUUGCUUAUUGCAGCACCAUAAUGAGCGGUCAACGUUGUCCUAACGAUAAUCAAAUCAAGGAACAAAUUGUCAUCAUUACAGGCGGUAACAGCGGCAUUGGUUUCGAGAUAGCGAAGGCAUUAGCUACACGUGGUGGACGCAUUAUUUUGGCCUGUCGGAAUAUGCCGGCAGCGGAACGUGCAGCUGCUAUCAUAAAACGAGAAUUGGGCUGUCGUGCCGCGGCUGGUAGAGUCUUCUACGUGGAAGCACGUUACCUCGAUUUGUGCUCCUUUGACAAUGUGCAUCGUUUCGCACGGAAUAUCAUGAGCGAAUUCGAGCGCAUUGACGUGUUGGUAAAUAAUGCGGGCGUGAUUUUUCAACCUACAAACACAACUGUGGAUGGCUUUGAAUUGCAUUUGCAGGUGAAUUAUUUGGCGCAUUUUUUGCUGACACAAUUGUUAUUGCCACAUUUGCGUCGUUCUGAGAAUGGACGCAUUAUAAAUACUUCCGCCCAUGCUCAUGCUGCAGCCAAAAUCGAGUUUGAUGAUCCACUGAAUGUGGGCACAUGGGCUGUUAAGUUUCAUGCACGCGAUGCCUUCUCCCAUUCCAAAUUGUGUGUUGUGUUGGCAACACGCUGGUUGGCGCGAGAACUGAAAGAAAGCAACGUUACGGUCAAUUGUUGCACACCUGGUCUGGUCCGUGGCACCGCACAUUUGCGCAAGUAA